CUGAAAUCGAACACGUUUGUUUUAAAAGUCUCACCAUUGGAUUCAUAGUUGUCUGAAGUACACGUAGAUUAAUGGCCAGGGUGUAUCAAUCUUCUCAGUUCCAGAGAAUGAAUCUGGGUACUGUUUUUGAUUUUAGAGAUCUGGACAAAAAUGUCCAGGUUCACUUGAAGAACGUUUACAGCACUUUAUCCGUCGGUUUGAUAUUAUCAUGUGUUGGAGCUUACUUGUUUCAGAUAUCUCACUUUCUACAGUCUAUGGUCACUGGUCUAAUGAUUUUGUCAUUCAUUGUAUCCCUUGGUUGCUCUUUAUUCAUCUAUUUUACUCAACAUUCAAGAGAAACACUGAACUCAAGACUUGGUGCCUUCUUUCUAUUUUCUUUCUCUACAGGCAUUGGAUUUGGCCCCCUUCUACAAAUUGUGUCAAUCAUCAAUCCUGAUACUAUUCCAACUGCCCUCCUGGGCACCGCUUUGAUUUUCGUCUCAUUCACUUUGGCAGCGUUGUUUACCAGAAAGCGAUACUAUAUUUACCUUGGCGCUGCUCUAAUGUCUGCAACAAGUAUGCUGGCUACUUUUAGUCUUAUGAAUUUGUUUAUUCGUUCACCGGCUAUAUAUGAGGCUGAACUUUACAUUGGAUUGGCUAUAUUCUGUGCAUUUGUAGUUUUCGACACCCAGUUGAUUGUUGAGAAACGUCGUUGUGGAGAUACAGAUUUCGUAUGGCACACAUUGGAUUUGUUCAUUGACUUUGUGGAAAUAUUCCGCCAUCUACUCGUCAUCCUCAAUUCUAAAAGGAGACGGGAUCGUGACGAGGAAUAGACGCAGUGCUACGGCUGGCGGUGCACAUCAUUUUCGUUUGUUUAGAAUUGAGCUUACAGUCUGUCUCUCUUUACCACCGUCAUACAUACAAUUUUUCAGUGAUUUUCAUUCAUUCACACACUGGUUGGUAACAAUCUAUUUAACUUAAAAUUAAAUUUUGUUUAACUGUUUUCUGCGAAUAUUUGUCCCGUCACAAAAUAAAAACGCGCUAACAGUAUAAAACAAAAAAUACCAAGUUGAGACAGUGUUUGUUCUUGUUGAUUCUAAGAUUUAAAAUUUUGAUGAAUUAAAUAAUCAGCAUUAAUACUAAUCUAUAUACACAAACAUAUUAUUAUUUUUUUCUCUCCUGCUUGUUUUUUUUUGUCGUUGUCAACCCACAUAAAAAACACCAAGAAUUUCCUUUUUUUGUUUUAAUUUUCAAUGCCUAUGGUAAUACAAAGUAUAUGCCAAUAACACACACAUUAUAAAUGUAUUCAUAAAAAGUCCUUUUGUUUAUAAAAGCUAAAGGCGCUCAGCGAAGAAGCUACACUCCUCUUUUUGGCGAUAUCAUUCUCGCAAGUUGUACACUCGCAUAUAAUGUAUAGUUAAUUUUCUUAGCAACAAAAUGAAUACCUC
Molecule: messenger RNA, 1427 nt
Organism: Trichobilharzia szidati
Lineage: Eukaryota; Metazoa; Platyhelminthes; Trematoda; Strigeidida; Schistosomatidae
Source: the annotation of a GenBank genome assembly